This is a messenger RNA of Colletotrichum lupini, 1245 nucleotides long. Its product is annotated as aminotransferase class-III. NCBI's taxonomy places the organism in Eukaryota, Fungi, Ascomycota, Sordariomycetes, Glomerellales, Glomerellaceae. The record is from RefSeq and is a predicted model, not a curated record. The transcript has 2 exons. The coding region runs from base 1 to 1245 and encodes 414 amino acids. Gene Ontology annotation, molecular function: pyridoxal phosphate binding; transaminase activity.
AUGGUGGAACUCCAACAAAACGGGGAGGCAGCUCAGCCUGCGGCGAACAUCGAGCAGCAAUUGAACACAUACGUCGAACAGUAUGUCGCAAAGAACCAGGGCUCGCUGCAAGUCAACAAGACAGCCUCAGGGUCGCUACCUGGGGGUACAACUAGAUCCGUGCUGCAUUACCUGCCUUUCCCAUUGGCUUUCUCCGGAGGCCACGACUGUCACCUGAUAUCCGUGGACGGCGCCGAGUACCUCGACUUCGUGUCCGAAUAUUGCGCCGGUAUGUUCGGCCACUCUCACCCAGACAUCAUCGCUGCGAUCAACAGCGUUACCAAGUCGGGAUUCACUCUGGGCGGGCCGAGUCCCAAGGAGGGCGAAUUGGCUGCCCUAUUGGCUGAGAGAUUCCAGAGCGUCGAUGCCAUCAGGUUUUGCAAUUCGGGAACUGAAGCGAACACCAUGGCGAUUGGUACGGCGUUGCAUUUCAUUGGAAGAAAGAAGGAAGGCUCUUUCACGCCCAACAACCCGCUGAUUCUUCCCCACGAUUUCGCGUACGGCCGAUACAACGACAUUGAGUAUACCCGAUCGCAAAUCAGCGACGAUAUCGGCAUCAUCAUUGUGGAACCGAUGCAAGGCGCAGCGGGAAUGCUUGAGGGGUCAAAAGAGUUCCUCCAGUUCCUCCGCGACGAAGCCACGCGCAUCGGCGCCAUCCUCAUCUUUGACGAGGUCAUCACCUCGCGACUCAACUACGGCGGCUUGCAAGACAUCUACGGCAUCACGCCGGACAUGACCACCGUCGGCAAGCACUUCGGCGGGGGCUUCUCGUUUGGCGCGUUUGGUGGGCGCAAGGACAUCAUGGACCUGUACGACCCACAGGGACCGCGGAGUCUCUUCCAUUCGGGAACAUGGAACAACAACGUCUUCUCCAUGACGGCGGGUGUCGCUGCCACCAAGCUUUUGUCGAGAACGGCGCUUGAGAGGAACAAUGAGCUGGGGAACAAGCUUCGCGACGAGCUGCGUGAGGUGUUCGGCUCCAAGGAUGCGUCCAUUGUCAAGCUGACUGGCUAUGGGAGUGCGAUUGGCUUGCACUUCCAGGGCCCUUCGGCAGGUAAGUUGCAGGAUCUCUUCUUCUUUUACCUUCUCAGUAAGAGGAUAUACGUCGGACGUCGUGGAUUCCUUGCGCUGAACCUUACUCAUGGGGAAGAGCAUAUCAACAAGGUUCUGGAUGCGGUCAAGGACUUCUGCGCAGAAAUGUUGUAA